Somion occarium is the source of this 2206-nucleotide messenger RNA. Lineage: Eukaryota; Fungi; Basidiomycota; Agaricomycetes; Polyporales; Cerrenaceae. The record is from the annotation of a GenBank genome assembly.
UGGCGAACUGCGUUUGUCUGCAGAGCCCGAUGGGCGCGCUGACGGACAUGCACGCUUGGGCUGGCUUGGAUUCAGCUUUUCUCCCUUGGACCGUGGUCAGCUCGGCGUGUUCGCACAGCCGUCAGCUCGAUCCCUUCCCGGUGUAGUCUUUUCUUAAGUUCCUCAUCAUAGACUUCUCCGGGGGCUUCUCUCAGGUUCUUUGUCUCCUUCUCUUCGGCACGAACCCCCAAGAAUACCCCUUUCUACACGGAACGUAUCUUACUAAAUUUCCUCCUGAUAAUAUAGUCUCGUCAUCCUUGCGCAGUGCGCAGUCUCCCUCCUUUGUGCUGACUCUCUCGCUCAAAUUGUCGCAGUCAAAUAGGGUUCUGCACCACUAACCAUUUAAACUGUUCGGACCGCUCGACUGCUUCACGAAAUGAUGUUCACUUCAUUACCUUCUCAUCUGGCAUUGACGCUACUCGUAGCACUGGACUCCUUCAGUUCAUCGGGAGGAUUAUCCUCCGCUGCACCGAGUCCAAAUGCCCAACCGCUAUCGGUACCCCUGCUACGACGUUACACCCAACCACAGAACGUCACCGAGCUGGGUGCAUGGGCAAGGAACCAGCGAAUUGCGAUCGAAACGAAAUACGGAAUUCGCCCUCCUGUCGACAAACGAAGCAAUGGAAUGAAUUUAUUGACGAACCAGAAUGCUGACUCGAGUUAUUUCGGAUCAAUAGCGGUAGGGACCCCACCGGUAUCUUACGACGUCAUACUCGAUACUGGAUCUGCCGAUUUCUGGUUAGCAGCCAGCGAUUCCGAAGGAUCAAACAUUGAGUCCGAUAUUCCAAGGUUCAGCCCUCCCGGUUCAUCGUCAUUCGUCACUCAAAAUGCAUCAUUCUCCAUACGGUACGGCUCCGGCGCUGCUCAAGGCACCCUAGGCAGCGACGUUAUUCAAAUGGCCGGCUUCGAGGUUCAGAAUCAAGUUUUCGGUGUGGUUUCGCAAGUCAGUGAAAACAUGCUCAACCCACCAGUCUCUGGCAUCCUCGGCCUCGCCUGGGAGAACAUCGCCACCUCUCAAGUCAAACCCUUCUGGCAAGUCCUAGCACAGACUGAAGGCCUCCUAGACGAGCCAGUCAUGGCCUUCCAGCUCACUCGUUAUAUUGACGCUCCCCGAGUUAGAAGUGCUGAACCGGGUGGAACGUUUACGCUUGGAGCAACGAAUUCCAGUUUGUACGAGGGAGAUAUUGACUAUCAGAAUAUUCCGGACGGGAGUGUUGGGUAUUGGAUUCUGGAGAUGAGUUCUUUGCUGGUUCAGAAUCAGAACUUGAGCUUGCCCGAAGACGCCUCCUUCGCUGCAAUCGACACCGGCACCACUCUGGUCGGGGGUCCAGCCGGAGUCAUUCAAGCCAUCUACAGCGCUAUCCCAGGCAGCUCAGCCGCAACUGGCGAAUAUGAAGGCUAUUACACUUAUCCCUGCUCAACGACCGUAACGAUCUCACUUGGCUUCGGAAAUAGCACUAUAAGAUGGCCUAUUGAACCAGCUGCUUUCAGACUGGCCCGAUUGAGCGCGGAUACCUGCCUUGGCGGCUUCUUUGAGCUUUCCUCCUCUGGCAGCAGUGCGCCAAACUGGAUCGUUGGUGAUGUAUUCCUCGUAAAAAAAUGUUUAUUCAGUGUUCCGCGCUUCUAGUCCACCAGCAAUCGGCUUUGCUACCCUCUCUUCAACCGCGCUUGCUAUGAACGGCGAAGGAGGACCUUUGCCUUCACCAACGAUUGCAUCUUCUGCAGCUGCUGUCACUGCGACAGGAGUGGGGAUCGACCGAGCUAGCAGUGCAGCAACUCGGAUCUACUCAACGCCAAUGGGAGCUAUGCUGCUCGCGGUGGCGUCGACGCUCAUAUUGAAAUUACUACAAUAACUGAUCGUUCAAAUGGAAAAGGACAUACUAAUAAGGCUAUGUUGCUAUUAAGCAGAAAGACUUACUGUCAGUUGUAUUUAUGUUUCGGGGUUAACAUCGAUGAUCUAAGGACUCACAUCUUCAAUCUUACUUACUUUCACACACACUAGUUCGCAUCACACACCUUAUCACACAUUCACGACCAUUUAUUGUUCCUCACGUUUAUAGUUCUUCACCAUUUGUUCUGCUUGUAUCAGAGUGCUCCAUAACCGCUGGGAAUAUAGUGUUGUUACCAAAAGUGGCAGUAAUUACGGGACACCUGGUUGGGUUUUUUA